Molecule: messenger RNA, 2267 nt
Organism: Pyrus x bretschneideri (Chinese white pear)
Lineage: Eukaryota; Viridiplantae; Streptophyta; Magnoliopsida; Rosales; Rosaceae
Product: serine/threonine-protein kinase STY13
Exons: 5
Coding region: 753-1991 (412 amino acids)
Biological process (GO): protein phosphorylation
Molecular function (GO): ATP binding; protein kinase activity
Source: RefSeq, a predicted model, not a curated record
UCGGAACACUCUCGACAUUUUUAUCUCUCAUUGGAGCUCUCCUCCUCAGUGGGUAGAGAGAGAAAAUCCACGUUUUCUAGAGAGAGAAGGGGAAGCGAAGCUUGAAAAACAGAGAUUCGACUCUCUCUCGUGCUUUCUAGGGUUAGGGUUUUAUCCUUUUUCGGGUAGAAGUUCAAAGAGAAAAAGAAAAAGAAGCUCCGACCUAAAUUUUAGACGUUAAAGGUUGCGAUUCUUUGCUUUAUUACUAAUAUUUUAAUUGGAAUUUUCUUUCUCUCGGAUGAAUUUUCUCGGGAAAAUUUAGCGUCGACUGUAAGUUGCCUUUUGCCCGUUUAUCUGGUUUUUCUAUGCAGUAAAAUUCCUUUUAUAAACCGACGAUUCUUCCACCUCAAGCAAAGGUGUUUUUACAAGUUUGAAUUUUCGCCAUUUUUUUUUUGGGAAAAUAAAAAAUUGACUGCUUUUUCUUUCCACCAAUUUUUUUUCCCUUUUUACUUUCCUUUUUGUGGUAUUAAUUCGUGGAGUUACUGGUAGUAGUGGGGUUAGAAUCUGCUCUGAAUGUUUAGUUUGGAUAAGAAAGUUUCAAUCUUUGGAGAAAUUGGGGUUUUUUGUGAUGUUGUUUUUGUGAAAAUUGGAGAAAGUGUUGAGUGAAACUUGAUGAAGGGUCGGAGUAUUGAUUUGGGAUGAUGUGGAUUUUGUGAUUAAGGUGGAAAAGAUGGUUGGAAUGGGGAAUUCUGGAAUUAUUUGAGGGUUGCAGCAUGAGUUGCAGAGUGAGGAGCGGCGGAAGGGAAGAGAGGGAGCGUGAGCAAGCGGUUUUGAGGAACUCUGUGGAGGGUGUCGAGCCUAAAUCAGGCACGCAGAAUGGUUUGAUUGCUGCCCAGCAGCUGACAAUCGACGACAAUUUGCUGGUGGACCCGAAAUUGUUGUUUGUCGGGGCAAAAAUUGGUGAGGGAGCGCAUGGGAAGGUUUAUGAAGGAAGGUACGGAAAUCAAAUUGUGGCUGUCAAAGUCCUCCAUCGUGGUAGCACUACGGAAGAAAGAGCUGCGCUUGAGGGUCGUUUUGCCCGUGAAGUUAAUAUGAUGUCGCGAGUAAAACAUGAAAAUCUUGUUAAGGUAAGUGCCGUGAUUAAACAUGUCCUCUUUAGUUCAUGGAUGCUCAAACGGGUGCAGGCCGUUGGCUUUCAUGUUGGUUUCAGUGGAAUUCUUAAUUUUAUUCUACUGUCUAUACAGUUCAUUGGAGCUUGUAAGGAGCCACUAAUGGUGAUAGUUACUGAGCUAUUACCUGGGAUGUCACUUAGGAAGUACCUGAUGAGUAUUCGUCCAAAUCCAUUAGAGCUCCAUGUGGCCAUUAAAUUUGCUCUUGACAUCGCUCAUGCUAUGGAAUGUUUACAUGCCAAUGGGAUCAUACAUAGAGAUCUAAAACCUGAUAAUUUGUUGCUUACAGCAAAUCAGAAACAUGUAAAGCUUGCAGAUUUUGGUCUUGCAAGAGAAGAAAGUGUUACAGAGAUGAUGACGGCAGAAACUGGGACUUACCGCUGGAUGGCUCCUGAGCUGUAUAGCACGGUUACUCUACGCCAGGGAGAGAAGAAGCAUUACAAUAACAAGGUUGAUGUAUAUAGCUUUGGGAUUGUCUUAUGGGAAUUAUUGACUAACCGCAUGCCCUUCGAAGGCAUGUCCAAUUUGCAGGCUGCUUAUGCUGCUGCUUUCAAGCACGCGAGGCCUCUACUUUCGGAGGACGUAUCCCCUGAUCUUGCAUUUAUCAUCCAGUCAUGUUGGGUUGAAGACCCUAAUCUAAGGCCUACGUUCAGCCAGAUCAUCCGCAUGCUCAACUCAUUCCUCUUCAAGCUCUCACCACCCUCACCGCCUAUACCAGACACUGACACGAAAGAAGCAGCAGCGAGUAACGGUACAGUGACUGAAUUCUCUGUCCGGACAAGAGGGAAGUUCGCUUUCCUUAGGCAACUGUUCAAUGCCAAGAGGACCAAGAGCUCACAAUGAGCAGGCAAAAUUUUUUGGAAACCAUCUUUUCGUUCCUACUGCAGGAACGCAAUCACACGAUCGUCGAUAGAAGUUUAGCAAAUUCGUGAUUAAUCACUCGAAAAACGAUGACAUAAUGUGCAAACGACGAGAGAACACGAAUUCAAAUAGUGCCUUGACGAGAAAAGAAUAGAAAAAAAAAUUGAGGAUUGUUCACAUUGUGUAGGAGGUGACCUUAUUGUAAAGGAAAAAUACAUGGUUUUUGGACAAUUUUCUCUUAACAAACGUUACCCUUCC